Messenger RNA from Macroventuria anomochaeta, 3359 nucleotides. RefSeq lists its product as uncharacterized. Gene Ontology annotation, cellular component: cytoplasm. The transcript is spliced from 2 exons. The record is from RefSeq and is a predicted model, not a curated record. Bases 154 to 3042 code for a protein of 962 amino acids. Gene Ontology annotation, biological process: positive regulation of TORC1 signaling. NCBI's taxonomy places the organism in Eukaryota, Fungi, Ascomycota, Dothideomycetes, Pleosporales, Didymellaceae. Gene Ontology annotation, molecular function: protein binding.
CCGCAGGUCUCUUGACUGGACGCGAUUGAAUUCAACCCAAUGUCCUCGGAUCGACGCCAGCACGAUCUUUUGUGAAUGAGGCUCGAUGAGGCCACCCAGAGCUAGGACCGGGUACUUCCAUUGCGGUGACACCUGGAGUCGGUGAUCGAUAAGAUGGAAGCUGCGAUCAGAUGGUCGCCGCACUCCACUCGGGACCAGCCACGAUUCUUGAUCAUCGAUGUCGCCGGUAACCGGCUUCGACUGUGCGAGAUCGAGAGCUUUGCUGGAUCAAAGGUCAACUAUCGACAAAUCUUGAUCCGCGAUAAGCUUCCAAAUUACACGGCCUUCGACUGGUCGAAGAAAGAUGCCGACGUGGUCGCCAUUGGCUCAGCAUCUGGAGAAGCACACAUUGUGCAACUGGACCCUACUAAGCCCGAGGGCGAUUUCCUCCAUGCUUUCCCCAUCAGACACCAGAGGAAGUGCAACUCGAUUGCCUUCAGUCACAAGAAUCUCCUCGCUACUGGUCUGGACAGGGUGAGGAAUGACGUCUGCUUGAACAUCUAUGAUAUGAACGAUGCGCGGUUCACGAGCAAAGACGAGCCAUACAAGAAGCUUGCAAGCUCAGAAGCCGUCUCUAGCAUCAAGUUCUUCGCUGGUCAGCCGGACACACUUCUUGCAGGUGUCCAGAGGCAGUACGUCCGGAUGUACGACCUUCGAGACUCUGGCACACAGGGUAUUGCCAACAUACAGACCAAGCAAGUACACAACAUCGCGAUAGAUCCACUUGACGAAAACUACUUCCUUUCAGCGGGGACUACGGGCGACCCUACUGUGACUGUAUGGGACCAACGGAUGGUAAAGCAGCGCAACGACAGUGUCGGUGCCGUCCUUGAGUUCAAGCCUAUCGUCGAUAACAGUCAGCCAGCAAGUAUCUGGAGUCUGAGAUACUCUGGUACUAAGCGGGGGACUUUCGGCGUCCUCGCGAAUACAGGCGAGUUCAAGAUCUUGGAGCUGGCCCAGCAUUCGCACCGUCUGGAGACCCUCAAGUCAACGACUGACACCGCCAUGGCCCGAGCCUGGUCUUCACCGCACUACACAAAGGUCUCGCACAAUCUGCGCCACCCAUGGCACAGCAAGGACUCUAUCCAAAAGCAGAAGGACCGAGUGAUGGCAUACGACUUCAUGGCCAACGGCAGUCCACUAGACGGGCAGUGCGCGUUAGCCCUGCACGCAAACAGGGAAGUGGAGGUGCUGAAGGUACCGCCGCCUGCGCCGCGUAUCAACGUGAGCGCUCUUGAAGAGAUAUACAAGGACCGCACUACUAUUGCUAGACCGAGGAGUCGUCAUGCCACAGUAGCAGAAGAGCUUACCGAAAUUCAGAACGAGGCCUUGAGCAGAAAGGGUGGCCUCGGUCCUGCAGAUUUGUCUGGAGGCUUCGACAAGCUCAGCAUGCGCGACCAACAAAGAUCCAACACACAGAUGCGCGAGGAAACCCUGAGACUGGCAUAUCCUGACGUCAAGGUACCACUCGCCGACUAUCUCGCGUUCCUGCAAGGCUCAAAACGACGUUGCCAGGAAGGUUACUCUCUCGGGUGUGCGCAAAACAAGGUUAUCGUAGCGAACGAUCCUUGGCUCGCAGACGUGUGGGACUUUGUUGAGCGGAUGGACACUCAUGCGUGGGGCGAUGGCAUGGUUGGCAACGGCCUUGAACUCAACUACCUCGGUGUCGAAUCCAUCUGGGCCAACGACCUGGAGAUGUAUGAUGACCGACGUAUCGACCCAGAUGCCAAGACAAGUCAUGAUAUGUUCCGGGACGCCGUGAAGGAGAUCGUGGAAGCCAAGGAUUUCCCGCCAUUCGAGGGGGUCGAUACCUCUUUACCCGAGAAUAGACAAUUAUGCUUAAGUCUGUGUGGAUGGCCGCUCGACAAGAAGGGUGUACAAGAUGGCUGCGAAAACCUGAUAGCAGAUGGCGAAGACCUGAAAGCUAUUGUCCUUGCGGUAUUCCAAGGCCACAAAGACAUUGCGUUAUCGCUACUACGCACCGCACUACAGCAGGGCAAGCUCCCUCUGGAUCACAUAGGGCUCGGUGCCGUCAUCGCCUGCGCCUCCCCUUCGUCAGGAGUCCCCGCCGAGCAGCGCGAAGCCUGCGCCUGGAUGGCCGACAUGACCACGAAUCCUUAUCUCAAAUCCCUCCUCACAUACUUCAUAACCGCCGACUGGACCGCCGUCGUAGACACCCCCUCCCUCGCGCUCCACGACCGCGUCGCCGUCGCCCUAAAAUACCUGCCCGACAACUCCCUCUCGCAAUUUCUCUCCAUGACAACCACAUCCCACAUCCGCAGCGGCUCCAUCUCCGGACUCCUGCUCACAGGUCUGACAACCCGCGCCCUCGACCUGCUCCAAGUGCACAUCGCCGCGCACCCCUCUGAGCUACAAACCGCCGUGCUCCUGCUCUCACGCGCGUGUCCGCUAUACAUCCAGGACCAGCGAUGGUACCUCUGGAAAGACAUUUACCUCGAGCAGAUGCAAGUCUGGCGCACCUUCCUGGAGCGGACGCGGUACACGAAGGAACACAACGCGCGCAGCGUGACGAGGGAGGGGAGUGCGAGGAAUAAGCCUACACAGCCUAGUAUCGCAAUAAGGUGCGCGCAGUGCCAGCAGAACCUUGCGUUGAGGAAGGAGCCAAGGGGUGUGAAGAGUAGACUUGUGCCUGUUACUGGCGCGCCGUAUCAUGCGCAGCAUUCGUCAAACCCCAAGUCUGCGCUCCUUCGUAACAAGCCGGGCGGAGGGAAGCACUCGACCUCGAGUCCGGCUCUCGCAUGUCCGAACUGCGGUGCGCAGAUGCCGAGGUGUGGGCUGUGUAUGAUGUGGCUGGGGAGUCCUGAUCCUGCGAAGCCUGGGGGUGCAGAGACGCUAAAGGGCGAGGAUUUGGAGAGCAGGCUGAUGGUGUUUUGUAUGAGCUGUACGCAUGGGUUUCAUGGCCAUCAUGCGCGGGAUUGGUUUGCGAGGCAUGCCAUGUGUCCCGUGCCGGAUUGUGGAUGCAUGUGUGGGCUACUGAAGUGAAGAGAGAACUUACACAACACGUUCAUACGAAUUGUACGAACGCUCGUGCUUUCGGCUUGCUAUCCGCGCAUUCAAUUCGUCACGAGAUAAGUGGAGUUCAGCAGACAGCUAAUGUGUGCGCGGAAGAACGAUACAAGACAUCAGUCUGUGCGACUUUCCGAAGUGAGGUUCCCAACAUCACGCUACCUGCUCUUAUUGCGGACCUGUGGAAAUGGACUGAAAUCCACAGUACCCGUUGCUGAAGUAGAAAUAGGUGUGCGUUUCGCCAAGUUGCAGCUGGAACACCAGGUUCGACUGGCGACAAAGUGUCAGCUUGC